GGCACCCCUCUCCCUCCCCGGCGGGCUCCGCGGAGCAUUGUACUCACAUCCGGGGCUGGGUUUUGCUUUAAUGCGAAACGUAAUUAACCCGGAAAAAAGAGCAGAGGGACGGGAGCGAAGGAGGGGGUACAGGGGGAGACAAGAGCCAGGGGAGCCAGAGGCGCGGAGAGUUUGGCAGCGAGACCCCGAAAUCCCCCGAGCGCGGCGGACCCGGCGGCCGUAGGGGCGACCCCACCCGAUGUAACGCGCCUUGCCCGAGCCCCGGCCCCUGCACGGCGGGCGGCGAAACUUCUCUGCGGGUUCUGGAGCUGGGGCACCGGCCACGCAACGACUGCCCGGGCUGCGGGAGGGGAGGAGAGCAGAGAACGUCCCCAGGGUGAUGUGAGUAGAGCCCAGGAAUGCCUUAUGUGGAUCGGCAGAACCGAAUCUGUGGGUUUCUGGACAUCGAGGAGCAUGAGAACAGCGGCAAGUUUCUGCGGAGGUACUUCAUUCUGGACACCCAGGCCAACUGCCUCCUCUGGUACAUGGACAACCCCCAGAAUCUGGCAGUCGGGGCAGGAGCUGUUGGAGCUUUGCAGCUGACCUACAUCUCGAAGGUAACAUUGACCUGGAACUCUGGGAAUUCAUGCUCUGUGAGCAUAGCUACCCCAAAGCAGAAACCCAAAACUCCAUUUUGCUUUGUUAUCAAUGCCCUGUCUCAGAGAUAUUUCCUUCAAGCCAAUGACCAGAAAGAUCUGAAGGACUGGGUUGAAGCCUUAAACCAAGCCAGCAAGAUCACCGUACCCAAAGGUGGGGGCCUGCCUGUGACCACGGAAGUUUUCAAGAGCUUAGCAGCUCCUCCAGCCCUGGAGAAGAAGCCACAGGUGGCCUAUAAGACAGAGAUCAUCGGAGGGGUGGUGGUCCACACACCCAUCAGCCAGAACGGUGGGGAGGGACAGGAAGGGAGUGAGCCUGGGUCCCACGCCAUCCUUCGAAGGUCUCAGAGUUACAUCCCCACAUCAGGCUGCCGUGCUUCCACCGGGCCUCCCCUCAUUAAGAGUGGUUACUGUGUGAAGCAAGGGAACGUGCGGAAGAGCUGGAAACGUCGCUUCUUUGCACUUGAUGACUUUACCAUCUGCUACUUCAAGUGUGAACAGGACCGAGAACCACUGCGUACUAUAUUUCUUAAGGACGUUCUCAAGACCCAUGAAUGUCUGGUCAAGUCUGGUGAUCUCUUAAUGAGGGACAACCUGUUUGAAAUAAUAACAAACUCCAGGACCUUCUACGUGCAGGCGGACAGUCCAGAAGACAUGCACAGCUGGAUUAAGGAGAUCGGGGCAGCUGUCCAGGCCCUCAAGUGCCACCCCAGAGAAGUGUCCUUUUCUAGAUCCAUUUCUUUGACCCGACCUGGAAGCUCCAGCCUUUCAAGUGGCCCCAACUCUAUCCUGUGCAGGGGGCGGCCACCUGUGGAGGAGAAGAAAGUCCUCUGCAAAGCCCCCUCUGUGGCCUCCUCCUGGCAGCCCUGGACACCUGUCCCCCAGGCUGGGGAGAAGCUACUUCCAGCCGAAGAGACUUCAGAGGACUCUUUGUUCAUGCCUCGUCCUGGGGAGAGCAGUGCUGCUGGGGUGCUGCCCAGCUCCCGGCUAAGGCACAGAUCGGAGCCCCAGCACCCCAAGGAAAAGCCAUUUCUGUUCAACCUUGAUGAUGAAAACAUACGGACCUCUGAUGUGUGAUGGAGCACAGUGCUGUGGGAGGGAGGGAGGACUUGAGAGAAGGAGGCUGUGACUCAGUUUCUCCACCUUGUUGGAGGGUAGUCAGAGGCCUUGAUGUCAUUCAUAUUCCUGUGGAUGCUCUUUGGGAGGGAGAGGCCCAUCCAGCUGGGGGUGUGUGUGUGUGUGUGUGUGUGUUUGUGUGUGUGUGUGCGUGUGUGUGUGUAAUAUCAAUGCAGUGUAUUUAAUUUGAGGAAGUCAUUAUGUUAGACCUGUAGGCAUACUCAGUGAAGAGCAGGCUACUUAUUCUAACUAUUCUGAAGUCUUCCUGGGGAGGGGUUAUUUUAGCAGCUCCUCUCCAGAGAAGGCUGGAAGUCCAGUUUCACCACUGACCAAAUUUUAUUUCCUUGUCCUUAUUUUAGUUUCUUCAUUUUGUUUCCAGUCCAGGUGCUUCGCAGCUCUUUUGGAAUGGGCCAGCAUUAGACUAACUUUAAACGCUGUGUGUUUUGUACUCUCGCAGACUUGCUUUCUCUUUCUUCUUGCUGUUGCCCUUGGAAUGAAGCCUUGUGUUCUUGCAUGAUCAGACCCUGUAAUAGGCUGAGUUUCCACUCACUUAACAUGAAUAGAUACAAAGAGAAUCUAGAGAGAGAUAUUUUUAAAGACACUUGGCAUAGAAACAUUGAUUUAAAGGUUAUGAGUUGCCUGCCAGAGAGUCUUCCAAUAGAAGAGCAUAGAAAAUUGUGUGUUGACUGGGCAUAGUGGCUCACUCCUGUAAUACCAGCACUUUGGGAGGUUGAAUUACCUGAGGUCAGGAGUUCGAGACCAGCCUGGCCAACAUGGUGAAACCCUGUCUCUACUAAAGAAA
Messenger RNA from Saimiri boliviensis boliviensis (Bolivian squirrel monkey), 2553 nucleotides. RefSeq names its product pleckstrin homology domain containing A2 (gene PLEKHA2). The record is from RefSeq and is a predicted model, not a curated record. NCBI's taxonomy places the organism in Eukaryota, Metazoa, Chordata, Mammalia, Primates, Cebidae.